Messenger RNA from Aaosphaeria arxii CBS 175.79, 1650 nucleotides. RefSeq names its product SET domain-containing protein. Bases 176 to 1525 code for a protein of 449 amino acids. Gene Ontology annotation, molecular function: protein binding. The transcript is spliced from 2 exons. Lineage: Eukaryota; Fungi; Ascomycota; Dothideomycetes; Pleosporales. The record is from RefSeq and is a predicted model, not a curated record.
AGGUACAACGCAUUAGAACACUCUGCGCGGGGCAAUCGCCUGUUAUCGUCAUCUCAGGCCCCCCUCGUUUCAAAUGUAGCUUCAAGAUCCUUCGUGGGACUGCUGCCCCGCGUUUCACACGCCUCUUGAGAAGUGAUGGAAAUUCAUCAAACCAUUCUCGAUUUUCCUUGACCACAUGCCAGCAACCAUGAUGACAAUGAAUUGGCUCGUCUCGCUUCCCCUGCUCACUUGCGCAGCAGCGUCUUUCGGCCUUGAUACGGCCGUCGAUGAACAAUUCCUAUUCAAGCCUCUGGCCUGUCCUUCGGGGUCUAUAUCAAUCGAUGGCGAAUGCCAACUUCAAUCGACAAUAGAAACCGAACUCGUGCAAGUCAACUUUACGCGGACUCUGGAAGAAGCAUCGAUCCUUGCAAAAGAAACCGAAGAUUUCAAGUGGACCCACUGGCCGGAGUGUUUCGAAAAUGUCAACACGACAAGCCCUUACUGUGUGUUCUCUUCUCAAGAAUUCGCAUCAGGGCGAGGGAUAUUCCUCAUCACCAACUCAAAAAAUGCGGAAAGGAUACUCAAAAAACCUGCAAUGGCAGCGCCUGAAACAUUGUCACGGGCAAACCUCAAGCGCGACCUACCCUUUGAACUCCGCGAGGUACCUGGAAAGGGGCGAGGUCUCUUCGCAACCAGAGUGAUCCAGAUGGGGGAACAAAUUUUCGCCAACACCGCCAUCGUCUUGGUUGAUUCCGACUCUGGUGUCCUCGCCGAUGAGGAACGCAAGGCAUUGAUCGCUAGGGGCGUGGAUAGUCUUCCUGAAGCGGCGAACAAGGACUUCUGGGCCCUCCUUGACCACUUCGAUGAGGACAAGGGCCCGGAAGGUCGCAUCAACACCAACGCUUUCGAUGUCACUAUCAACGGCGAUUCAUACUAUGCCGUUAUUCCCGAGGUCUCCAUGAUCAACCAUGACUGCCGACCCAACACCGCCUAUUUCUGGGACCAGGAAACACUGACACACUACGUCCAUGCCACCCGCACGAUCUUCCCAGGAGAAGAGCUCUCAGACACCUACAUCGACGUCGAGAAGCCCCGCAAGGAACGUAUGGGCCGCCUGAAGAGGUCAUGGGGUUUCGACUGCGCCUGCUCGACUUGCAGCGCGGAGCGUGCCUUCGCCGCAGAAAGUGAUGCGCGCAUCAGCGACAUCAAGGAAAUGGUUGCGAAACUCGAGGACUGGUCAUUGGAAUCCGAGGCCACGCCAGAUAUGGCGGAGGGACUGAUCUCGCUGUACAUCCAGGAGCGAAUUCAUGUCAACAUGGCAACUCCUUACAGACUCGCCGCGACGGUGUAUGCGAGUUAUGGGAACAGGGAGUUGGCGAUGAAGUAUGCACGCUUGGCGGUUCAGCAUAUAAUGUUGGAGAAGGGGUGGCGUCAUCCUGAUCUGGAGGAAAUGAUGAAGAUGUUGAAGGAGCCUGAGAGGACCUGGUCCUGGGGCAAGCGACUUGGCCUGAAGAAAUCUGGCUGUGGAUGCGGACAUCAGCAUUGAGGGGUUUAUCUCAUGUCAAUAUAGAGGAGUACUUAGUUCAUGGCAUUGGAGGGCGCUCAUGAGGGUCUGGGGCUUCAUUCGUUGGCGUUUCAGGUAGCUCGUGUCACUUAAACAAAACGUUCAGG